UAUGAAUUUUAUUUUUACACAUAAAAAUGAGAAAAUACACAGAAAAACCCUAAACCCUAAAUUCCCUCUAUCCCUUCGUUUCUUCUUCUUAUUCUCCUCAAUCUCCGGCCACCGCCACGGUAAUAGUACCAGUCGCCGUCGAUCUCACUCUCCUCACUCCACCACUGUGUGUGUUCAUCUCUUUCACAUAAAACCAUGAGAAAGCCCAAAUCCAAGUCCUUACGCAACCAAAACAGACUCUCAGAGGUUAACGAAAUCCAACUUCUCAACUCAUGGAUUGAAUCGCAGAAGCCUGAUUCCGGUUCCAACCCAUUAGCUCUUCCUCCUCUCCGCUCUGGCGAACCCGUUGGCCGAAUCGAUGGCUCAUUAUUCUCCCGCUACUCGGGAGUAACCAUGUUCGACCAGUUGCCGAUUUCUCAGAAGACAAAGGAUGGUUUGAAGGAGUCAAAAUACAUUAAGAUGACUGAUAUUCAAAGAGCGGCUUUGCCUCAUGCUCUCUGCGGUAGGGACAUUCUCGGCGCGGCGAAAACCGGUUCCGGGAAAACUCUUGCAUUUAUUAUUCCGGUUUUGGAGAAACUGUAUCGCGAGAGAUAUAACCGUGAGGAUGGAGUUGGCAGCAUUAUUCUGUCUCCCACAAGGGAAUUAGCUAAUCAAACUUUUGAUGUAUUAAGAUCAGUUGGAAGGCACCAUAAUUUUAGUGCUGGUCUUCUAAUUGGUGGUCACAAAGAUGUAGACAUGGAGAAAGAGCAUGUGAACGAUAUGAAUAUAUUGGUCUGCACUCCUGGUCGUCUUCUUCAACACAUGGAUCAGACUGUAAAUUUUGAUUGCUCACAACUUCAGGUUUUGAUCCUUGAUGAGGCAGAUCGCAUUCUUGAUGUCGGUUUUAAGAAAGCUGUAAAUGCCAUCAUUUCACAGCUACCGAAGAAAAGGCAAACGUUUCUCUUUUCUGCAACUCAAACGAAAUCUGUUCAAGACCUUGCAAGACUUAGUUUAAAGGAUCCAGAGUACCUUAGUGUGCAUGAGGAGUCUGAUACAGCCACUCCUACGAGUUUGAACCAACGAGCAAUUAUUGUUCCUGCAGAACAUAAGUUAGACAUGUUGUGGAGUUUCAUAAAGUCAAAUCUUAACUCUAAGAUCUUAGUGUUCUUCGCAAGUCGCAAACAGGUAACAUUUGUCUUUGAAGCGUUCAAAAAGCUCCGUCCUGGAAUACCCUUGAAAUGUCUUCAUGGAAAAAUGAAGCAGAUAAAAAGAAUGGCUAUAUAUUCUCAUUUCUGUGAGGAAAAACGAUCUGUUCUGUUCUGCACCGAUGUAGGUUCAAGAGGCCUUGAUUUUAACAAGGCUGUUAACUGGGUUGUUCAGGUGGAUUGCCCUGAUGACAUUAAAACUUACAUACAUAGAGUUGGUCGGACUGCUCGAUAUGAUUCUUGCGGGAAAUCAGUUAUGUUUCUUUUGCCAUCAGAAAAAACAAUGCUCGAUAAAUUGCGAGAAGAGAAAAUACCCAUAAAAACUUAUAAGGUAAAACUAGACAGAGUGCAACAAGUUACGGGGCUGUUAUCAGCUUUGCUAGUCAAGUAUCCAGAGUUGCUACCUAAAGCUCAAAGGGCUGUCACAACAUAUGUACGGUCUAUUCUUAAAAAUCGAGACAAAGAGAUUUUCGAUGUGAUGAAACUGCCAGUUGAUGGGUUUUCAGCAUCAUUGGGUCUUCCGUUAACUCCAAAACUGCGUUUUCUAAAUCAAAAAAUUAAGAAAGGGAAUAAUAUAGUAGGAAAACCUUCUCUUGUCGAACCAGAAGAUUCUACUGAUGAGGAUGAGGAUGAACUCGAUCUUCCUGGAGAAGAACUUGAUAUCAGUGAAUUCAAGACAAAGGAAGUGGACGACACCAAUGUGGUUCUCGUAGACAACACCAAAAUUGAAGAUGGUUCAGCAAGCAAAAUCGCAGAUGUCGUACCACCGACUAGAGUCUUGAAGAAAAAGAAGUUGAAGAUCAAUGUGCAUCGACCCGUGGGAACCAGAGUUGUCUUUGAUGAGGAGGGCAACUCAUUACCUCCACUUGCAAGGGUAGCUCACAUGAACGGUAGCGAUUCAGCGCUGCUUGAUCAAGAAAAGAAGAAAGAAUUUUACAAAAAUUUGAGGGAAGAGAUGAAGCUUGCGGACAAAGAAGACAAGCUCCUCGAACGCCAGCGUCUCCAAGAAAAGAGAACUAAGGAGAAGAUGAAAAGAAAAGGUAGACUAGAAGAUGAAGAAGAAGAUGAUGGCGAGGACGACUCUGAUGAAGAAGAAUCUAGGAAGAAGAAGGGCGCUAAAAGAUCGAAGAAGUACUUCGAUAGCGAGAGUGAUGACGGAGAAGACAAUGGGGGUAAAGCUAGUAUCAACACUGACGCAAUAUCGUUACAGGAGCAAGAAGCUUUGGCUCUCAAAUUGCUAAGCUCGAUGAACAAAAUUUAAGAGGGAAACAAACAUGGAUCGAUCGGGUAUUGAAAUCUAAUCUAAACCUGCCUAGUCCAACCAAUUUUGUCUAAAUAUUUAAUUUACUGUUUGAGCUUUACAAGUUGAAUUUUGUUAAUAUAUUCAAUUUACUAAUCCUUGUUUUCAUAAUUAAUAGAGUGCUUUGACACUGACAGACAAGUUGUAUUGUACCAAUUUUGCUUUUAGUAUAAUAGAAAGAUGAGAUCAUGAGAGUGCUCACUUUGUUUUCCA
Messenger RNA from Cannabis sativa, 2697 nucleotides. RefSeq names its product DEAD-box ATP-dependent RNA helicase 32. Gene Ontology annotation, cellular component: nucleus. NCBI's taxonomy places the organism in Eukaryota, Viridiplantae, Streptophyta, Magnoliopsida, Rosales, Cannabaceae. Gene Ontology annotation, biological process: rRNA processing. The record is from RefSeq and is a predicted model, not a curated record. Gene Ontology annotation, molecular function: nucleic acid binding; RNA helicase activity; ATP binding. The coding region runs from base 196 to 2445 and encodes 749 amino acids. The transcript has 8 exons.